CUGAACAUUGCCACACGCUCACACAGUGAUGUGCAAAGAUUUCCAAGAUAGUUUCCGACAACCUUGAGAAACAUUGCGAUCAGACAGAAGAUAAAUAUGUCUAUCGACAUUUUCAACAAUGAGUCGAUGUCUAACAUCACCGGAAGUGGCGUCACCGGAAGCAGUGUCAUUAAUGAAGGCAACAGUUCUGGGGAAAUUCCGGAUGUUCAAGAAAUAGAUCAUCUGCAGAAAGUGCUGAACGGUUUGGCUUACUUUGACUACUUCUAUUUCCCUACCUUCUUGUUUCUCGGACUUGCUGGAAACACUAUGACCAUUAUCAUCAUGAACAGCAAAUCAUUCUCUAAACUGAACUCCCGUCUUCUUCUGAUUUGCCUCGCUUUUUCGGACACGCUCCUUCUCCUCACCCAGCCAUUCAACAAGAAGUUUGUAAUAAAGAUGCUCGGAACAGAUUUGCGGGCGCUCUCCGAUAUUGGAUGCAAGAUUUUCUUCGUCUUUUUUAGGACCGGAAAGAUGACGUCAUCAUGGAUUGUUGUUUUUCUUUGCGUUGAGCGUUUCAUAGCCGUGUGGUUCCCUUUGAAGGCGAAAAGAAUAAAUACAAAAUUGAAAACCAUUAUAGCACUCGCUAUCGUCUAUUUGGUAAUGAUAACUUUCAAUAGCGUAUGGUCAUUCAGUUCUCUUAUUGUCAAAGGCAUGUGUUACCCGGAUGCGUAUGACCGAUCAGAUCCAUAUUUGUCCGCCAAAUAUGCCAACAUGAUCUACAUGGGCUGUGCCCUUUACUCCAUCGCUCCAAUGUGCAUCAUGGCCGUCCUAACAACCCUAAUUCUGUACAAACUGGCAGUGUACCGGAACAAGAGGAAGCAAAUGACGUCACGAGCCAAAUCCGAUACCGAAGGUGUAAAAAUUACGGCCAUGUUGUUAGGAAUCGUCACCGCUUACAUCGUUCUUGUCCUGCCCGUCACCAUGUUGCAUCUCUUUGCUUUCUUUUUCAAAAUCAACGCUUUCGGAAAUAACGCCAAGGGGUUCCUCGUCUUUAAGGAAGUCUCUCAAUUGUUGGAACAGCUGAAUUACUCCAUCAACUUUUUCCUCUAUAUCAUGACAUCCACCCAGUUCCGAGAUGGUAUCUAUGAUCUCCUUAAAAUCGGCCAAUGUAAAAUCCGCUGUCGAUCCAUUACACAUAGCGCCACGACCAAUCAACAUACCAACUCGUCCAAACAUCAAAAAACCAACUCGUCCAAAAACGCCAAAUCUCAAGAUCCGCCGAAGAAGGAAACUAAUAAUGGGAAUGGAAUUGAUAUAGAAGCUGAUGUCGUCAAUGAUGUCAAGAAUGGAGGAGCAAACGGUGUCGAUGAACACCUAGCGAAUGACGUCCGAGUCGAAACAGGAAAAGAUCCUACACAAAUUAUAGAGAACAAUCGUUUGUAAUUUGACAGAUUCCACUUUUGGGGUUGGGUGAGGUGUAUUUAUCUAUUAAUUGUAUGUAUUUAACUUAUUCCUACGAGAAUCAAGCAAGUUUUAUAUGAUGAUAUUGUAUAUGAGAAACUCGAUUGGAAGAUUGAAUAGAGGUAUGUCCCGCGGGCUUGAUGGAAUUUUAAAUGAUUAUUAAACUGAAUGCAAAAACCUCCUGAUUCCUGUACUGACUAAAUUGUUUUUAAUUAUAUUUUUGAAUCUUGAUACUUUCCGGAAAGCUGAUCAUCUGCUAUUAUUUUUCCUGGGCAUGACAAAGGCAAUGUAAUUUUAGAGGAAUUAGUCUCAUGAGGUGUGUUUGUAAACUGUUUACUUCGAUCCUAAACAGUCGCCUAUUAAAAGUCUGGGGAAAUAAUAAUAUCCUGAGUAAUGGAGUCUUUGAAUUUCCACCUGACCUCAGUACAGUUUAUAUUAUUUUAGCAAUUAAUUCCAUAAUUACUAAAACCCUUACAUCAAAGAAAAAACGUAUUGUUGUUCUGUAGAUUUCCGAAAGGCUUUUCAUUUCAUUGAUAGAGUGAGACUUUGGUGUAAACUUCUGAAAAACGGAUUUCAUGGUAAAAUUUUUAAAAUCAUUAAAUCUCUAUCAUGAGCACAAAUCCUAAUGUUACUGUUAAAGGUGUGUGCUCUGUUUUGUUUUUGUUUUGUUUUUUUAAUUUAGGAUUAUUACAAGGCGAAUAUUCAUCGCUAUUUUUGCUCUUUAUUAAAGAUUUUGAAACUGACUUCACCGAAAAUUGUAAUGAGUAUUAUACUUUAGGAGAACUUACUCUAUUUCUGCUUUUAUAUAUGGAUGAUUAAGUGUUGUUUUCUGAAAGUGUCAGAGAAAGCGAUUUUUCAGUGUUUCAAUAAUGAUAUC
Molecule: messenger RNA, 2317 nt
Organism: Pecten maximus
Lineage: Eukaryota; Metazoa; Mollusca; Bivalvia; Pectinida; Pectinidae
Product: growth hormone secretagogue receptor type 1-like
Exons: 2
Coding region: 97-1422 (441 amino acids)
Biological process (GO): G protein-coupled receptor signaling pathway
Cellular component (GO): plasma membrane
Molecular function (GO): G protein-coupled receptor activity
Source: RefSeq, a predicted model, not a curated record